CAUCUGCAUCAUUUCAAGAGGAAGCUGCGGUGUGUGUCAUCACGAGUUCGCUCAGCAUCUUGAACCUCCACCGCACCAUCAAACAUAGUUUCAUUUAAUCAAGCAUGUCCCACGAAGACCCAAACGUGUCUAAAUGGAGGCAAAUAGCGUUGAGUGAAAACACUCUUUUCGGGAUGGGCAAUCCCCUUCUGGACAUUUCUGCUGUGGUGGACAAAGACUUCCUUGAUAAGUACGGAUUGAAGCCCAAUGACCAGAUCCUUGCUGAGGACAAACACAAGACAUUGUUUGAAGAAAUUGUCAAGAGGAGAGAAGUUGAAUAUCACGCCGGCGGUUCGACACAGAACUCUGUGAAAAUCGCCCAGUGGAUGAUCCAGAAGCCCCACAAGGUGGCGACCUUCUUCGGCUGCAUCGGCACCGACCGCUUCGGCGAGAUCCUGAAGAAGAAGGCCGAGGAGGCGCACGUGGACGCCCGCUACUACGAGCAGAGCGAGGAGUCCACCGGCACCUGCGCCGCCUGCAUCACCGGCGACAACCGGUCCCUGGUGGCUAACCUGGCUGCGGCCCAAUGCUACAAGAAAGAGCAACACCUGGACCUGGACAGCAACUGGGAGCUGGCGACCAAAGCCAAGGCCUACUACAUCGCGGGCUUUUUCCUGACCGUGUCCCCGCCUUCCAUGCUCAAGGUGGCCGAGCACGCUUCGCAAAACAACAAACUCUUCUGCAUGAACCUGUCGGCGCCGUUCAUCUGCCAGUUUUUCAACGCCGCCAUGAUGGAGAUCAUGCCUUACGUGGACAUCCUGUUCGGCAACGAGACGGAAGCGGCGUCGUUCGGAAAGCAGCUGGGCUUCCAGACGGACGACGUCGGCGAGAUCGCCAGGCUGACCCGAACGCUGCCCAAGGACAACCCGGCGAGGCCGAGGGUGGUGGUCUUCACCCAGGGCAAGGACGACACCGUGGCCACUGUCGGCGACAAGGUGACGAUGUUCCCCGUCCUGGACAUCGACCAGAACCACAUCGUGGACACCAACGGAGCUGGAGACGCCUUCGUUGGAGGGUUCCUGUCGGCGUUGGUCCAGGAUCGUCCCCUGGAGGAGUGCAUCCGAGCGGGCCACUACGCCGCCAACGUCAUCAUCCGUGACCAUCUCGGAAGCAAGUGCGAAACAAUAUCUGUUUUUACCAGCAUCAACUGAAUGCUACUUUGGACACAAACUUUUGAGUCUACUUUGUAGCAGCCAAAACUUUAGGAACACCCGAACAAUAAAAGUAUCAAUGUAGUGGUACCUAUUUAAAUUGAAUUCAUUAGAAUUUUCAAUCAAAGCUAAUUCAUAUUGGUACAUCAGCCAAUUUUUAUUACAAAUAGAAGUUAUUAAAAAAUAUAGACAUGACAUAGGUUAUAAAAAUACAUAUAUUGAAUUCAUUUAAUUUUGAUGACAUGAUUGCAUUUGCAUUGCAUUGCGUUCCAGCUUUUUUGGAACGUGUUGCAGCCAUAAAAUUCCAAGUGAAUGAUUAUUUGCUAAAAACAAUAAAGUUGAUCAGUUUGAAC
This is a messenger RNA of Phycodurus eques (leafy seadragon), 1543 nucleotides long. Its product is annotated as adenosine kinase-like. The record is from RefSeq and is a predicted model, not a curated record. Gene Ontology annotation, biological process: purine ribonucleoside salvage. NCBI's taxonomy places the organism in Eukaryota, Metazoa, Chordata, Actinopteri, Syngnathiformes, Syngnathidae. Gene Ontology annotation, molecular function: adenosine kinase activity. The transcript has 12 exons. Gene Ontology annotation, cellular component: cytosol; nucleus. Bases 105 to 1190 code for a protein of 361 amino acids.